This is a messenger RNA of Drosophila serrata, 2437 nucleotides long. RefSeq names its product tipE homolog 4 phospholipid transfer protein (gene Teh4). The record is from RefSeq and is a predicted model, not a curated record. Gene Ontology annotation, molecular function: sodium channel regulator activity. NCBI's taxonomy places the organism in Eukaryota, Metazoa, Arthropoda, Insecta, Diptera, Drosophilidae. Gene Ontology annotation, biological process: regulation of sodium ion transport. Gene Ontology annotation, cellular component: plasma membrane.
UCCAUUUUCAGCAAUUAAAAAGUUAAAAUAUAUAUAGAGAAGGCUAACUAAUAUAGAGCAACACCCACCUCAAACAAACAAACAAACCGUGAAGCAAACAAACAACCACCUAUAUUCCACCACCCAAUCGAAGCCACCACCCACCCAUACUGUCCAGGACAGAAAUCACCUUGAAAACGGCAUAGACAAUCGGUGGAGAGGAGCCCGUGCUUACACCAAAUCAACAAGUCGUAAAUUAGCUGUGAAUUAGACCCAACCCUCAAGGAAUCACUACCAGGAUACGAGAAUGGCGCGGCGCAAGGACAAGCCCCGUUUGAUACCCGAACAGGACAAGCGCAUCUGUCGCGCCAUCUGCCUCUGCCAGCUUACCAUGGUGCUGUCCUGCGUGUCCAUCGUUUACCUGAGCGUGGCCAUCUACUCGCCCUCCCUCAAGGCCUUCAAAUCGGGCUUCGAGCACGACCCGGUCAUGUGCCAGACGGUGGAUCGCCAGAUGCCCAACAACUGUCCGUGGGCCUCCUGCGGUGAGUGGUGUUUGACCAGGACCAGUGGCUUCUGCCCCCAGAUGCACUCGGUGGUGCGAAGGAAUGGCACGGAUAUUCAGCUGAACAACUGUACAAGGGUCACCAAUACAUCCUGUGCUCAGAUUGACAUGAGUCGCCUGAACAAGUUUAACUGCAACAAUGGCACCGCCUGCAAUAACAUUCGCGGGGUCUUCAAUUGCUCCAAUGGUCAUUGCAAGAAUAUGUCCGAGUUCUUUUUGUGCCACCACAAGGCCGAUGGGCACACGAUCAAUUCGCAGAAGGACAAUACCAAGCUGAAUGGGUUCUUUGAGUGCCACGGUGUGCUUUGCACCAAAAUCAAAAAGCCCUUCAAUUGCGAUCGUUAUUGCUCCAAGAUAACCACUGCGAAUGUUAACACCUUGAUCAUGCAUGAGGACAACGUCAUUGCUGCCGAUUGUGAGAAUGCAGUGGCCUUCAACCAGGCCCGCGGAUCCGAGCAUGGUGUGCGCAUCGAACCCACCGAGUUCUGGAAGGAGGACGACGGCAACCUGUUGACCAACUGUGCCACCGUCACCCGCGAGUCGGACAACCGCAUCACUGCCACGGAUUGCCUGAACGGAACCCUGCUGGAGCACGACACCCUGCCCGCUCCCUUUAUGAACUUCACCCAGUUCUGGGCAAUCUAUGAGAACAGCACACGGUCGGUGGACCCCGAGCAGAGAUAUUUGCCCAACCAGGCCAACCUUACCAUUUAUCCCUGGAAGAAAUUGUUCAUCAACCUGGAGGGCUGUGUAAAUACGCUUCGCGGCGAGUGCAAGGACUUUGUGGCUCGCUAUGGCAACGAUGGCGACAACAAUACGGCCCAGUCACGCUAUCAGUGCUACUACAACAAGGAUCCGAAUGUGGAGUUUGUGGUGGCACGCUACGACCUGGAUAAGGUUUACAGGGAGCUCCUGGUAUCGCUAAUAGUGCCCAUUGUUCUGUUUGUGGUCUCCUCCAUUUCACUGUGCAUCAUAACCAAGUCCGUCAAGGUGGGUGACGAUGCCAAGAUGCGUUGCGUGUGUGCCGGCGAUGACUCGGACAACGAUGAGGUUUUCGGACACGGAUUGGCCAGCAACAAGCCACAAGACCAAAUGUACGACACGGACGACGAUGUUGUGUGUGACCUAGAGCACCAGGCUGUUGGCGGUCAAGAGCUCUCGGACCACGCACAGCCGCUGGAUAGCCACGAUAUGAUUGGUAGCACCAAAUCGCUUAUACCGCUCAGUCCAGCCGGAGAUUCCGGUACCACUGAGCAGAACUUUGACCAGGAUCAGGACCAGGAGAAGGCAACCACCUGCGAUGUGCCCGAGAAGCCGCUGGUCAUACUUUAAGCGAACAGCGAGGAUGGAUUCCACUGAGGACCAGCAUCAAACUUUAUGGACCUGCGACCAUUGUACAAGGGGAACUGAAUUUAAAUUCUACUCAGCGCAUUUAUACAACGUUUACACAUCAGAGAUAUGGGACGGAUCUUAACUUUUCUUGCUUAAAUAGGGAUAAUUACACAUAUCCCCCCGGCGGACAACGAGACAACUCCCAAGAGCUUUAUAUAGAAGAAGAACCAAAGACGAGAAUCCCCCAUCUACAACAGUUCCAGCAGAUGCGCCUUAGACGAUUUGCAUUUAUAUAGCGUAUAUAUACCAACUGACAUCUGCGGAACCAGAAACCAAAUACCCAAAGGAAACGAUACCAGGACAGACCAAGGAAGCUAAUGUUCUCUAGAAAUAGGAUUCACAGGCAUCCGCGACUCGCCUUAACUCUUGACUUUGUAGCUAUGCAAUAUUCAACAUUUUCUUAACUACUCUAACCGAAAAAGGUGGAUGAGCAGUACCUAUCUGAUAUAUACUUAUAUAUUAUCGUAUUAUAGCAAAUAAUAAAACACCAUUAAAAACUCUCUA